AUGAAAUCGGUAAAUCUCCUUCUUUUGAUCUUUCUCUCAAAUGGGUUUUUUGUAAUUGCAUCGUUCUCGAAGUUUGAGUUUGAGCAAAAAGUCGAUUUUGAAUCUACACAAGCAUCGAUUGGUGAGAACAGAGAAGAAUCAGGACCUAAAAUUAGUUACGAUCGUCUCAAUGAGGUGAAGCGAAAGUGUAAAUCUGUGUUGUCUUCAGCUUCUGAGUUAAAGCUCGAACCAAUCUCUAGGGCUCCUAGAAAAAUCAAGAAAGUACUCAGCUUUCGAUACGGUGAUUGGAAUCAAGAUUCUGGUAAUUCACCGAUUCUACCUUUUGAUUCGAGGACAAACUCAUCGAAGCCUAUGAAUCUGGUUUCUUUCUUGGUAACAGAUCUAGAUCUUCCUCACCGAACCAAGAAAUACAUUGGUGUUAAUGGUGUUUUGCUACUUGCGAUUACAACGUUUAAUGAGUUACCAAGUUUAAGAUCUUAUGGUGGGAUUCGUGAGUUUGAGUUAUGGCCUAGUCAUACUCAGCUUAAGAUCUCUUUUCAAGGGAUUUAUGUUGAGAAUGAAGAAGAAGAAGAGAGAGUUUUGUGUUUGCUUGGUGAAACAAUGUUACCUUUUCGUGAUUCUGUUUCUGAUCCAUGGAAAUGGGUUAAAGAACACGACGAGACGCCUCCGCUUUUGCAAGAUGAUCAGAUACUGCUUGUGAUUCGGUAUCCGAAAAGUUUCACAUUGACGAAACGAGUGAUUAAUGGAGAGCUUACAAGUUUUAACCAGAAGCCUAGUCUCAAGUUUUUCGAUAAGAUCAAUCUGUUUUCUCAGCUUGGGAAAUCAGCUCGUUACGAUUUUGUUUCGGAUGAUUUGGUAUCAAAGGCUUGUGAUCCGUAUCCGUAUAAAAACGAUACCUUUACGAGUUCCGGGAGUAGUGUUGAUGUUUACAAAGGGAAAGGAUUCUGUGAUCUUCUUCAAAGAGUUACUAGUCGUGCGCCUCUCACGGUUGUACCUAACUGGAAAUGUAAUGGUACUGAUGAUUAUUGCAGCAAAUUGGGUCCGUUUGCGUCUGAUGGAGAUAUUAAAUUGACGGAUGGUAGCUUUAAAGAUGUGAAGUUGUAUAUGCAAAAUGUACAUUGUGAGGAAAACGCAGCUCGUUCUGAAACCGAUGCUAUUACUAAAGUAUCAGUGGUUUUCCGUGCAGUUCACCCGAAUGAGAAUCUUUACAUUUCAGGGUUGAAAUCAGGGCUAAACAAUAUGACUGUUACAGCUGAAGGGAUUUGGAAACCUUUGAGCGGUCAGUUAUGUAUGGUUGGGUGCAGAGCUGGCCAAGUUGAUGGCUGCAAUGCUCGGGUUUGUUUGUAUAUCCCAACUACUUUUUCGAUACGGCAGCGAAGUAUACUAGUUGGAACUAUCUCCUGCCUAAAUACCGAAAAGAAUUUGACUCCGUCUUUCUUCCCUUUAUCGUUUGAGAAGUUUGUGGAGCCUAUGGAUAUGCAGAAUUACUUCCAGUCUUCGGUUUCGCAUCCGUUUUAUAGUUAUUCGAAGUUAGAUGAAGCUGGUGUCAUUCUUGAGAAAAACGAAGAGUUCUCUUUCGGAACCAUAAUCAAGAAGUCGGUAAUGAAGUUUCCGAAAUUAGAAGAUUCAGAGGAUUUCCUUUCAAGCCUUUCUCUUCUAGCUGAGGAUUUGACUUUCCAUACCCCUGCUUUUACUGACAAGCGGGCUUCGGGAACUAAUCUCGGGAUGGAUGUUCUCUCGCUCGGUCCUUUAUUCGGACUUUUUUGGCGUAAUUCAAAUCUUUCUAUAGCGGAACAGACUACUACUACUACUCCAUAUGUCACAAAAGCCGAAAACACUGAGAAACAGCUUCUUCUGAAUGUUUCAGCUCAAAUCUCAGUUACAGGGGAUGCUUUCGGUAACUUCUCAGUGCUCUACUUGGAAGGUCUUUACGAUGAGCGUGCUGGGAAAAUGUAUCUUGCAGGUUGCAGAGACGUGAGGGCCUCGUGGAAAAUCUUGUUUGAGAGUGCUGAUCUUGAAGCCGGGCUAGAUUGUUUGAUCGACGUGGUUGUUUCUUAUCCACCUAUCAAAUCACGGUGGUUGGCCGAUCCAACGGCUAAGGUUUCAAUAUCUAGCAGAAGACCAGAGGAUGAUCCUCUCUAUUUUAAAUCUGUUAAUCUCAAAACAACGCCUAUCUUUUACCGAAGGCAGCGUGAAGACAUUCUUUCUCGUGCAGGCGUUGAAGGGAUCCUCAAGGUUCUCACGCUAACAUUCUCUAUUGGUUGCAUCACGAGCCAGCUCUUUGACAUCAGAACCAAGACAGACUCGGUUCCUUUCGUUUCACUUGUAAUGCUUGGAGUUCAAGCUAUCGGUUAUAGCUUGCCGUUAAUCACUGGAGCAGAGGCUCUCUUUAAAAGAAAAUCAGCUUCAGCACCAACGUACGAAACACCUUCGUUUGAUCUACAGAGAAGUCAAUGGUUCAAUGUGAUUGAUUACACCGUGAAGCUCCUCGUGAUGCUUUGCUUUCUACUAACUCUAAGGCUUUGUCAGAAAGUGUGGAAGUCNCGAGCCAGAUUGCUCACUCNAANANCUCAAGAACCNCAUAAAGUUCCAAGUGAUCGCCGAGUGCUUCUCAUCUCCCUGGUAUUACACGCACUUGGAUACAUACUUGCUCUGAUCCUACAUCCCGCAAGAACCGACAGAUUUGCUGAAGUUGUUGGAAGUUAUUCACCUGCCGCUGCAAAAUGGUGGCAAACCGAAACAGAGGAGUAUAUUGGUUUGGUUCAAGAUUUAUUCUUGCUCCCUCAGGUAAUUGCUAAUUUUAUGUGGCAGAUCGAUUCCCAUCAGCCACUAAGGAAGCUAUAUUACUUCGGGAUCACGCUGGUCAGGCUUUUCCCGCACGCCUAUGACUACAUCAUUGGUUCUGUUCCUGAUCCUUACUUCAUUGGAGAAGAACACGAGUUUGUUAAUCCGAAUUUCGAUUUCUUCUCCAAGUUUGGGGAUAUCGCGAUACCUGUUACAGCGAUUCUACUUGCGGUCAUUGUGUUUGUUCAGCAGAGAUGGGACUAUGACAAGCUUUCUCAAGCUUUAACCUUUGGACAGUUUAGGAUUCUCCCUUCUCGUUCUGUUAAGUAUGAGAGAGUAAUGUCUCAGCCAACAGAAUCCGAAAUGGUUUCUAGAGUCUGCGUCAAUGGCAAUCACAGUGAUGAAGAAUGA
Molecule: messenger RNA, 3195 nt
Organism: Arabis nemorensis
Lineage: Eukaryota; Viridiplantae; Streptophyta; Magnoliopsida; Brassicales; Brassicaceae
Source: the annotation of a GenBank genome assembly